CGGCUCCCUACUGGAAGAGUGGGCCCCCAAAGGACAAUCAAGUUGUGGUCAGGGAAGGCUCCGACGAAACUUUGAACUGUGCCGUAAAAGGCUCCCCAAACCCGGAGUUUAGCUGGUUAGUCAACGGAAAACUUCUCAACACCACCAAAUCCAAGAAGUUUCGACAGAAAAAAGGCAGACUAAUGAUAGAUUCAGUACAACUUGAUGACGCCACAGACUACACAUGUAUGGCAAAGAACAAGCUAGGAAGUCUGAACUAUACGUAUGUUAUUAAAGUCUUAGAAAACAUGCCAUUAAAUGAUAUAGACGUGGAGGACAGACCAGAGAACCAGACCGCCCAUGUGGGUGACACCGUUAUCUUCAUGUGCAGAUCUCACGACUGGCCCAAACCACGAGUCCACUGGGCCAGAAAAACCAACAAUAAACAUCUUAUAGAGGCUAUAGAUACAUCCAGUACAGAGCCUGAUGUUUUAGUUAUACACAACGUUACAAAAAACGACACUGGAAAAUAUAUUUGUUUCAUCAGUAAUGAUAUUGUACAGAAAGAGUUUACAGCCACUCUUACAGUUAUAGAGGAAGGAGAAAGUUUGCCCUUUGAACCUCACUGCUCGCUUCAUAUAAGACGGGAGGUUUUGGUUGAUCAUGUGCAUGGGUGCCGGUCGGCAGUACCUGUGGAAAUACGAUAUUGUAUGGGUUCGUGUGGGAGGAGUUACUACGUUCCACAACUGAUGACCUCUGACGGGGUCAGGAAGAAAGCCUCAGCGUCUAGCUCUUCCGUCAAAGAACUAUCUCUUUUUCUGUUUUACAGGUGUUGUGUGGGGAUCAUUGACGGACUGCGAAUAGUGGAGCUGGACUGCCCACUAGGUGGCAGAAAAAGAGGAUUUUACACCUUGCUCAGUGACUGCCAGUGUCAGAACUGUGGUGCUAGUG
Molecule: messenger RNA, 930 nt
Organism: Candidula unifasciata
Lineage: Eukaryota; Metazoa; Mollusca; Gastropoda; Stylommatophora; Geomitridae
Source: the annotation of a GenBank genome assembly